AUGGUUGCAGAAACCCUACGAGAUCUUGUACCUCUUGACCUGGGCAUAACGGAUGCACCACAGUUAAGUCCAGAAUGGUCCAGCUGUAUAGGGUGCUUAAAAAAGACGAAAGAACUAGGUGAUGGCAGUUAUGGAGAGAUUUGGGAGGUGAAACGUCCCGAUAUCAAGCUGAAGAAUAGAAGAUCGGCAAGGUUCGCAGCAAAGGUGUUGAGUAAACCGUUAGAAAUUUACUACGAUCAAACUGGAUUGGCAGAGGAAAAAUUCCUCAAUAAAACAACUCCUCAAAGUAUUGGCAUAUAUUCACUCAAAACACGUUGUGCAUUGCGAUGUAACUUAAAUGGUGAAAUGGACCUCUGGAGGCCGAGCAACCUAUUAUUUAAGUCUGAGGAGCAGGUUCUCUCUGCAAAAACGAGAAAGGAUAACGGUGUAGAGAAGGAAAUUCUUGUGUUGGGUGACUUUGGGAUUGCUCGUAAGGUACACGAAAGCAAGAAACUAGACUGGGCACCAGGAACACCUGGAUAUAUCUCUCCAGAAAUAAAGAAUGAAAACAAGUUCACAACCAAAGCAGAUGAGUAUUGUGUGCGAAUCUUUAUCCGGAAGGAACAUCUACUGGCAGAUAGUGGAGCUUUAUAA
Fomitiporia mediterranea MF3/22 is the source of this 633-nucleotide messenger RNA. RefSeq lists its product as uncharacterized. NCBI's taxonomy places the organism in Eukaryota, Fungi, Basidiomycota, Agaricomycetes, Hymenochaetales, Hymenochaetaceae. The record is from RefSeq and is a predicted model, not a curated record. Bases 1 to 633 code for a protein of 210 amino acids. The transcript is spliced from 6 exons. Gene Ontology annotation, biological process: protein phosphorylation. Gene Ontology annotation, molecular function: protein kinase activity; ATP binding.